Molecule: messenger RNA, 1424 nt
Organism: Rhagoletis zephyria (snowberry fruit fly)
Lineage: Eukaryota; Metazoa; Arthropoda; Insecta; Diptera; Tephritidae
Biological process (GO): regulation of transcription by RNA polymerase II
Cellular component (GO): nucleus
Molecular function (GO): DNA-binding transcription factor activity, RNA polymerase II-specific; sequence-specific double-stranded DNA binding
Source: RefSeq, a predicted model, not a curated record
AACGAUACACAAGAAAGUGAUUUAAAUAAUUUGCAAAGUGUUGCCUGAAAUAAACUAAUAUCUAACUUUAAAAUAAAAUAUACCUACUGUGAACAAAUUUUCGAGUUCGAAAAAAUUAUAUCGGAAACUGUGCACACCACGCUCGCCCUCUAGUUCCUCGCUUUUGGUGUGUUUUUAUCCGUCGGCUUUAGUAGACCAACGCCCAUCGAGUAUCUUCAUACACCACGUACGCUUAUCGUAACAUGCUUUGUCCGCUCACCAUGCGUCCUGCUAGCCCUGCUGAAUCAGAAAUCUCCGUCGGUGGCGCACCCAGCCCAUUGCCCCACCACCAAAGCCAGCACCACCAUCAACCAUCUCAUGCACAGCCGUCACAACACCGCAGCACCAUCGAUCUGCUGCAGCAUCAACAAAUGCUCAUGCAACAACAUGCAGCCGCCGCCGCAGCAGCAGCCGCUGCAGGUUUGACACGCACCGGCGCCGAGGAGUAUUUCCAACCACUGAAACGCCUGCGUAUGUCCAGCAGCGAAAUGGAGGAGUCGUCAACGGCGAAUCGCACACCAAGUCCGCUGCAAACGCACAGCACUACACUACCGCCACCCGCACCAACGUCCGCGACCACAGCAACAGCGAAUGCCGCCGCGACAGGCACCGCUGUUAAAUCGAAUAUUGAGGGUGUCAAAAGCUUUACCAUUGCUGAUAUUUUGGGUCAUGAGAAGCGCGCCACGUCCACUUCGCCACCCUCACAGCUGGCAGCGGCGACGGCACAGCAGCAGCAUGCCGCGACUACACCCACACGCCCGUUGUUGGGCGCCAGCGGUCUGUUGCAACCACGCACCGAGCCGCUGGAUAUGGUAAGCGCUGCUGCAGCGGCUGCCGCUGGCAUGCCACAUCAUAUGCUUUUGCCGGGUGCGCAAAUUGUACGCCCCUGGGAUCAUUUGUUGGGCCCGAUGCCAGUGCGUCCCUUUAUACCCUCAGCACUGUUGCACUAUGAACAGCGCUUGGCGCUGGACUAUCAUCGGCAAUUGCAGGAGCAUUUUAAUGCCCAAGCGCAGCUGUUGCGUCACAUGGGCAUGGAUAUGAUACCGUCUGAAAGUGGUUCGGAGCGCUCCAGUUCGGCGGCUAGCGAUUGUUGUUCGCCGGAAAUUGCCCGCUCGUCGGGGGAGCCAUCGACCGGGGCGGCGCAAUCGGCGACGGGUGAGCGCGAUCGGGAACGCAUUUCACAUACCUCAACUUCAGGUAAUGGCGGGGGCAAUAAUAUGGGAAGCAAUAGUUCGGGCUGCGGCAGUGGUGCAAAUAACGAUAAUGCGGCGAACAAUGGCUCGAAUUCGAAAGGCAAGCCAAAUGGAACGCCCUUGGAUGCGCUCUUUCAGAUGACAACAAAAGACUUUGAUGAAGCACAAGGUGAGUCAUCUUUUUUAUGAACA